ACUCCUUCUUCAUCAAGCAACUCGAAGAAAACUCCGCCACCUACGGCCGCUACGAACGUCGUAGCUACGAACGCGGUGGCAGUUAAAAUUCCCCCAUUUUGGCCUUCCGACCCAGAGCUCUGGUUUGCACAAGUCAAAGCGCAAUUUUCGGUGAAGAAUAUGAUAUCACAAGGUACCAAAUUCGCUCAUAUCGUCGCGGCUUCAUCGACCAAAGCUGCCACUGAGGUUCGCGACCUGAUCCUUACGCCUCCUUCUACGAAUCCGUUCGACGUACUUAAAGCUACACUCACCGAGCGAGUGUCCCUUUCCAAGCGUCGAAAGAUCCAACAACUCUUACAGGCUGAAGAGUUAGGGGACCCAAAAUCAUCGCAACUGCUCCGACGCUUACAACAAUUACAUGGUACAUCCGGCAAAAAGCUUCUUCGUGAGCUUUUCCUACAGCGCCUGCCUUCGAAUGUCCAGAUUGAUUUGUUAUCAUAUCCAGACAAACCGUUGGCUGACUUAUAGCAUUGAUGGCCGAUGGAAAGAUAGAGCUAACCGAUGCUCACCCAUCCAUUGCCCAGAUUCAAACACCCGAGUCAGCAGAAAUCUCAUCAAUCAGAUCUGAUCUCAAUAAAGUUCUCACGCUUCUUGACACUGGAGCACGGAAACUUGCUGCUGAUCCCAAGUUGGUCAAGGAAGGUCUCUGUUGGUAUCACACCCGAUUUUGUACACAGGCUUCGAAAUGUCGUCAACCCUGUACCUAUACCGCGCCGGGAAACGGUCAAACGACAAGCCCGAUCACCAGUAGAGGCGCACGUGACUGGGGGUUCCUCAAGCCACCUGUUGUAUGUGACGGACAAACAUUCAAAAACUCGGUUUCUAAUUGAUACAGGUGCCGAGGUCAGUGUUUUCCCAGCUACGCAACAUGACAAGCGGUAUUGCAGAAGGAGGGUUUCUCUGACCGCGGCUAACAAUUCGACAAUUCAUACCUAUAGCAAGCAUGAACUUUGCCUGGACCUUGGUCUUCACCAAUUUUAGGUGCUUCCUGCGGUAUAUUCGGGUGUUGGUUGAUGUUGCCAACUCUUGUCUCGUAGAUGCAGCAACAUCAAUGAUUGUCCCUGCACAGACCUCACCAUUCCGUUCCCUUUCUCUCAAUCGCAUAUCGCUAGCUAAACCCACCAAUGGGUUCGAUACCAUUUUUGCUGAGUUUCCAGCAGUCUGUAAACUCCGCAUCACCGAUCCAGCUGUUAACCACAAUGUUCAACACCAUAUUAUCGCGGCUGGACCGCCCACUUUUGCGAAGGCUGGACGCCUUUCUCCUGAAAAAUUCGCAGCUGCAAAAACCGAGUUUGACCAGAUGUUGUCUUCUCAUACGGUGUGCAAAUCAUCAAAUAACUGGGCAUCCCCACUUCAUGUGGUCCCAAAGUCGAAUGGUGACUGGCGCCCCUGUGGUGACUAUCGAGCUCUCAAUGCAGCCACUAAACCAGACCGUUACCCUGUGCCUCACGCUCAGGAUUUUUCUGCUCGCCUUGCUGGUUGUAAAAUCUUCUCCAAGAUUGACCUGGUUCGUGCAUACCUUAAAAUUUCUGUUGCUCCUGAGGAUGUCUCUAAAACAGCAGUCAUUACACAAUUCGGCCUUCUUGAGUUCAAACGUAUGCCAUAUGGACUGCGCAAUGCGGCCCAGACAUUCCAACGAUUCAUGGAUGAAGUCUGCCGUGACCUGGAAUUUGUGUUUGUAUUCAUUGACGACAUCCUGGUUUUCAGCACCACGCCUGAUCAACAUCGCCACCAUUUACGCCAGCUUUUUCAGCGACUGGAGCAUUACGGCUUAGUCAUUAAUCCUAAGAAGUGUGAGCUUGGCCGUGCACAGUUAUCAUUCUUAGGUCAUCAUGUCAGUGCCCAAGGGAUUUCCCCUCUUUCAUCCCGCAUCCAAGCUGUUGCAGAAUUUCCUCAACCUGUUGACAAGAAGAAGUUUCACAGGCAGUGGCGUAGCCAGCGCGACAAUUUAGUCCCGCUAUGCAAAUUCAAAAUUAUUAUCAUUAUUCAUUUCUUUAGAAAUUGAUUGUUUUCACAGUCAAUGAACACGAAAUAUUUGCAUAGCGGGACUAAAUCGUCGGGCUGGCUACGCUACUGUUCACAGGCUACAUCCUUUGCACAAACUAUUAUCCUCUACCAAUUUUAUUUGGUCUCCAGAAUGCGAGGAGACAUUCCAGUUCUGUAAAUCCGCCCUAGCUAGUGCAACACUGUUGGUUCAUCCGCAUUAUAAUGCACCAACCAGUAUAACAUCUGAUGCCUCAGAUCUAGCUGUGGGAGCCGUUCUUGAACAAUUUAUCGAUCAUGAGUGGCGCUCCAUCGGCUUCUUUUCUCGCAAGCUACAGCGGGCAAAAACACGUUACAGUACGUUUGACCGAGAGCUGCUAGGCGUUUACUUAGCCAUUCGUCAUUUUCGGUGGUUUAUCAAAGAUCGUGUGUUCCACGUGUACACUGAUCACAAACCCUUGACUUUUGCAAUCUCAAGUGGGUCAACCCAACGCUCACCACGGCAAAUCCGGCAGUUGGCUUGA
Paramuricea clavata is the source of this 2546-nucleotide messenger RNA. Lineage: Eukaryota; Metazoa; Cnidaria; Anthozoa; Malacalcyonacea; Plexauridae. The record is from the annotation of a GenBank genome assembly.